UAUUUUCGCGGGAAAGUUGGUGAAGUGAGCACUUCCAUUCGUCAUGUGGUUUCGGUCCCUUGUUAAGAUUACCAGCGUGCAAACUAGUGCUAGAAGAAUCUGCAGCCCUCAGUGAUUCGCCGGAGAUCUUGCAUGGCUGUGCGUUACAAUCGCCGCGAAACGUCGGUCAGAAAGAAUGGACGGUGAAGUCACUCAUAGCUUCCCUGUGUGUGCUUUAGGUGCAGGUGGGCAUCUUGAGUAGCCCUUUUCUGAAGUCUACUUCUCCAGGCCACGAUGGAUUUGCUUUUCAGUCAGUCCGAACACGCUUCCGAUCAGUCUCUGUUCUCGCAAAAAACUGACUCGAUCUCCGAAGCGUACUCGCAAAACUCGGCAGAGGAUACAUUAUCCAUCGGGGAGACCACACGGAAGCUUGUACAUUGCAGCCAAGCUUCUCAGCGCCUGAUCGACGAAACUGAAGCGGAACGCCUCCAGGUGAUCCCCGAAACGGAAGAGUCGUCUCUUCAAGAAGGCGGCAUGACGGAACCAUGCCUCCCCGAAACCCCACAAAGUAAACUGCCGGACAGCGCUGCAUCCGAUGUUCAGAGAGACGACAAUGGGCAGGAAGGCGACAUAUCUGGCGCCGAGAACGUUUGGAGGGAGGACGCAAAAUGUCACGAAGUAAACGACGUUAAUUCGAAAGUAAACAACGAAAACACAGGUGUUCAUUCCGACCGAGUAAUCAGUGACCCUCCUAUGGAUGACGACGGAUCCAACCACAGCGUCGAGCUACCUGUCGGCACAAUGGGUGAGAAAACGCAUCGUCGGAGGAGGGCUCGAUUGCUGGACGAUUCGGACGACGAAGAUUCGACGAGUGAUCCGAAACAUGCCGAGUCUAUCAGUUCUCGUACCGACGUCGAGCAAGUAGACAGUACCGUCCCUGACGCGUCGAAUUUGAACGACGACAACCUCGAAGUACCGCCGAGUGUCCCGGAGGAUGAUACCGCCAAAAAACCGAGAAGGAUACGAGUACUAGACGACUCGGACGACGAGGACUCAACGAGCGAGCCGAAAUCGCGGGGCAUCGAACCCGCGACCAACUCGGACGCUGUACGAGGAGGUGAAAGUGAGGCAGUGGAAGGACCAUCCCUUUUGGACGCUUGCCGUCGAAUAUGUGACAGUUCGGACGACGAAUCCGUGGAUGAUGUGAGUAGGGACUCGGCUGGUGCACUCAACGAUGAAAACACUGGCGAACCUUGUGGACCUGAAGGGGAUGGGGAGGUCACCGGCGAUGUCCAAAAGAAGGAAAGAGGAGGUAGAAAGUCGGCCAAGAAAGCGAUGGAGGAACUCAAGCAGAUCUACAGCACGAGCCAAAGAAUGACGCGCGAGAGGCAAAUGUCACUGCCAUACCAUGAGCCAGAAAGGCUGAGCUUGAAGGAUUUUCUUCAGCAAAGACGAAGUGCUGGAUCGGAAUCUAGCUCAGCCUGCAAGAAGGAGGAAGAAAAUACUGCUACACCGAUUCCAAGCUCGAGCAGCAGCAAGGACCCACCGCUUGACGACUCGCCGGCCAUUCCUGAUACGCCCAUAGGCGUGGACGAUCUGAAAUGUUCCGUGGGACCCGAGAUGAUGGAGGCAACGCCCACCGAGAAACAGCCUGCUGACGGAAGUUCACUGUCAAGUAGCAGCGAGGGAGCACAGAUGCUACAUUUGUCGGCUAGACGACGGCGGAACUUGGAAGCCAUCGCUGCCGGCCUAGUGCCUCGUCUCAGUCAGGAACCUGUGAUCCUCCUGGCCGACGACAGUAGAGACCAACCGAAGGGUGUUGAUCAUCUGUUAAAGCGGCUGGUAAAACAUACCAAGGUUGACGACGCUAAGAAAAAGAAAGAGUCUAUCAAAGCAACUGCCAUUGUGGUACCUGGGAUUAUAGAGGAGGGCCCGAUUUCGCAGAAAGGAGUGAGCCAGCUAUCUGUCCUAAAAGAGAAGCUUCUGACCAAAGUUCGACAGCAGCGCAACCGUUCCAGAGAGCAACGUUACCUGCAACAAUGUCUGGACAACGAAGAACUUCCACCCGAUGCUGCUCAGUCGGACGAUGCACCGAAGUCUCCACUGGCACUUGCUGAUGAAUUUGAAGAAGAAAAUGACUUUUCUGAAGACGACACGUCAUCCGGUGAGGAAGAAGAAAAAGGAGAAGAUGGAAACAACUCCGAUGACGACGACGUGGUUCUCAAGCACAAAAAGCGAACGAGGAGAGUAAACCCACUUUCUGACGACGAUGAUCAAGAAGGCUCUGAACAGACCAAAAAUGCUUCCGUAGAAAACGUUGAAAAUGACGACGAGGACUUCAUCAAGAGCUCCACCUGGAGAUGCCUGCCUUUCUCGACACUGAGGAUAACAUCGACCAACCAGAAACGGGCGAUGAGAAUGAGUUACACGAGUUUGAUGAUGCAGACUGGUGCCCCCGUUGAACUGAGCGUGUCACGGAAGGAAAAAAAGCGACGCCUAGCACGAAAUGUAAUCACUGGUGCUGAAGAUGCUGAAAGCUUUUUGGAUUCCUCACAAGUUGCAAACAGUGAGAAGAAUGCACAAACGCCGCUGAUUCACAAAAGCAGGACAGUGCACAGCUUUCAGUGUGACGAAGCAGAACUGUUCAGCCCCCUCACGGGUCUGCCUGGGGCACAGUCAAAAACGAAUACUCCGCAGCAAGGAACUGCUUCGGCGUCUAGCAGCUUUCAAGAGAGCCCAAUGGGCUCGAGUGUUUCACGACCUCUGUCCUUGGCCUUUUCUCCUUUGGCGGCAACUGCUGGGGCUUUGACAGCUUGCAGGUCUCUGCGAAGGCAGUUUUCAGAGGACUGUGCCAAGCCCUGGGAAGGCGGGACACCCGCCCCUAUUAAUCCGUCUCAAGACAUGGAUGAGCUGGUUGGAUUAUGCUCUGGAAGCUUUGGAGCGCGUGCUCAAGCUGACAAGGUUGAAGAAAAGGAGGAAGAAGAAGAUGACGAUGAUAUGCCUGUAGCCACCCUCAGCGAACCAGAUGAGGGCGUUGGAAAUGAAAGCGAUGAGGAACCAGAUGAUGAUGUUGUUAACGACAGUGCUGGCGAACCAGAUGAAGACGACAUAGAGGGCGACAGCGAGGUUGAAAGCACUCCUGCGGCAAAAGAAGAGAAACCGGCGCUCAAACUGCAGGACUUUUUCGAGGACGAGGCGGAGCUUUCUGGAAGCGACGUCGGAAGCGACGGCGAAGAAGAGGACGACGAAGAAGGUGUGGUGGCCGACCUCAUUGCCGCCGAGAACGGGAAAGAGGAUGACGACAAGAUACGGGAAGAGAUUGGACGCUUUCACUUCAAGCAGCUCCUCGACGAGGACAAGCGAGAGUUGAAGAUCUACCAGGAGCUGCUCUUGGAAGACGGCGACCUCCACUCCGACAGUGCGGGACGUCAGCGGCAGUUCCGGUGGCGAAAUUCAGGCACUGAUGAUCUGGACCAGCAUCCUGGUUCCGAAGGUGAGGAGGAAGCUCAGAACGAGACCGAGCAAGAGGCAGACACGACAUGGCGCCUGCAACGCUUGGAGCGAAGGCGCUGGCUUCAAGAACAGGAGUCAGCGCAGGGCCCAGACACUCACGACAACGCAUCUUUCUCGGAGCAGGAAUCAUUGCUUAGAGCCCCUGCAGUCAUUGCAAGGCAGGACUCGUUUACCAAUAAACCAGCAGUCAAGAAAAGGGCAAUGUGUGGCUCUUUCCUGAAACUCGACUCUGGAGUUCUCGGUCGUAUCGCCGAGCGCAUCAAGGUCGCCCCUCCGACCGAGGUCGAAGGUUCGGUAACCACGAAAAAUUUCGUCUUCAGAGCUGCCGAAGAGAAACCUCAAAAAAAGCGGCCACCUGCUGACCAGCCCAGCCAGGAAUCGAAAAAACCCAAGCUAGUGGAGGUGUCUGAGAAGAGAGAAUUGAAAAUCAGUGUAUUCAACUUCAUGUGAACAUUCAAGUGCCUCAUAUGGAACAGGGCUUUUGAAUAUUGUGACUUAUGUUAAAUAAACAUAUUUAUUUUA
Rhipicephalus microplus (southern cattle tick) is the source of this 4014-nucleotide messenger RNA. RefSeq lists its product as uncharacterized. Gene Ontology annotation, biological process: mitotic G2 DNA damage checkpoint signaling; activation of protein kinase activity; mitotic DNA replication checkpoint signaling. Gene Ontology annotation, molecular function: anaphase-promoting complex binding. The record is from RefSeq and is a predicted model, not a curated record. NCBI's taxonomy places the organism in Eukaryota, Metazoa, Arthropoda, Arachnida, Ixodida, Ixodidae.